This is a messenger RNA of Cordyceps fumosorosea ARSEF 2679, 2997 nucleotides long. Its product is annotated as calcium-transporting ATPase. The transcript has 4 exons. The coding region runs from base 1 to 2997 and encodes 998 amino acids. Gene Ontology annotation, molecular function: ATP binding; P-type calcium transporter activity; ATP hydrolysis activity. NCBI's taxonomy places the organism in Eukaryota, Fungi, Ascomycota, Sordariomycetes, Hypocreales, Cordycipitaceae. The record is from RefSeq and is a predicted model, not a curated record. Gene Ontology annotation, biological process: intracellular calcium ion homeostasis; calcium ion transmembrane transport. Gene Ontology annotation, cellular component: membrane.
AUGGAGAGCGCCUUUGCCACACCCAUUAAGAAGGUCCUCGCCAACUUCAACGUCAAUGACCAUGACGGUCUGACUGACAAGCAAGUUGACGAGCUGCGCGCCAAGCAUGGUCGCAACUCGAUUCCCGAGGACCCGCCUACCCCUCUGUGGGAGCUCAUUCUUGAGCAGUUUAAGGACCAACUGGUUCUGAUUUUGCUUGGUUCUGCCGCUGUGUCGUUUGUCCUUGCUCUUUUUGAAGAGGAGGGCGGCUGGAGCGCCUUCGUCGACCCUGCUGUUAUCCUCACCAUUCUUAUCCUCAACGCUGUCGUCGGCGUCUCGCAAGAAAGCAGCGCCGAAAAGGCCAUUGCUGCCCUCCAGGAAUACUCUGCCAACGAAGCCAACGUCAUCCGAAACGGUGGCCACGUGUCGCGCGUCAAGGCCGACGACCUGGUCCCCGGUGAUAUCAUCUCCGUUUCUGUCGGUGACCGCAUCCCGGCUGACUGCCGUGUGAUUGCUAUUGAAAGCAACAGCUUCUCUGUCGACCAGGCUAUUCUCACCGGCGAAAGUGAGAGCGUUGGUAAGGAUGCUGGUGCUGUCGUCAAGGACGACAAGGCAGUCCUUCAGGACCAAGUGAACAUGCUCUUCUCUGGUACUACGGUUGUUGUCGGUCGCGCUCGCGCCGUCGUUGCCCUCACCGGCUCCAACACUGCCAUCGGUGACAUCCAUGAGUCUAUUACUGCUCAGAUCUCGGAACCCACGCCUCUUAAGCAGAAGCUCAACGACUUUGGCGACAGCCUCGCCAAGGUCAUUACCGUCAUCUGCGUCCUCGUCUGGCUCAUUAACAUUCCCAACUUCAACGAUCCCAGCCACGGGAGCUGGACCAAGGGUGCUAUUUACUACCUCAAGAUUGCCGUCUCCCUUGGUGUCGCUGCCAUUCCCGAAGGUCUCGCCGUUGUCAUCACCACCUGUCUCGCUCUUGGCACCCGCAAGAUGGCUGCCAAGAAUGCCGUUGUUCGCAGCCUUCCCUCUGUCGAGACUCUUGGUAGCUGCAGCGUUAUUUGCUCCGACAAGACCGGAACUCUCACCACCAACCAAAUGAGCGUCAACAAGAUUGUCUACCUCAAUGAAGCUGGCCAGGACCUGAUUGAGCUCGAUGUUGAGGGCACCACCUUUUCUCCCAAGGGUGACAUCCGAAGCAACGGCAAGGCCGUCAGAAACCUGACUGAACAGUCGGCCACCAUUCAGCAGAUGGCUGAGGUCGCUGCUCUCUGCAACGAUGCUCACCUGGCCUAUGAUGACAAGACCGGCCACUACUCGAGUGUUGGCGAGCCCACUGAAGGUGCUCUCCGUGUCCUGGUUGAGAAGCUCGGUCCUAUCGCUCCCGCCGGUACGAAUGUCCACGAGGCGCUUCAUUACGCCAGCGCAAAUCUUGAAGAAGGCCUUCCUAGACUUUCUACCUUUGAAUUCUCUCGCGAUCGCAAGAGCAUGUCUGUCAUCGUCGCCGAUGGCAAGAAGAAGAAGCUCCUUGUCAAGGGUGCUCCCGAGUCCAUCGUUGAUCGCUGCACCCACGCUACCGUUGGCGCCGAUGGCAAGCGCGUUCCUCUCACUAGCAAGAUCUCUGAAGUCCUCAUGAAGGAAGUCGUCGACUAUGGUAACCGCGGCAUGCGUAUCAUUGCCCUUGCCAGCAUUGAUGAUGUCUCCAAGAACCGCCUUGCCGCCACCGCCAAGUCUAACGAACAGUACGCUGAGCUUGAGCAAGACAUGACUUUCCUCGGUCUCGUUGGCAUGCUUGAUCCUCCUCGUCCCGAAGUUCCCCAGUCUGUCAAGCAGUGCAAGGCUGCAGGUAUCCGGAUUAUCGUUAUCACCGGUGAUAACCGAAACACUGCCGAGAGCAUUUGCCGACAGAUUGGCGUCUUUGGCGAGAGCGAAGAUCUUACUGGCAAGAGCUACACUGGCCGUGAAUUCGAUAACCUGAGCCCUGGUGAGCAGCUUGAGGCUGCUAAACGUGCCUCCCUAUUCUCCCGUGUUGAGCCUGGCCACAAGUCCCGUCUGGUUGAUCUACUCCAGUCUCUUGGCGAGGUCGUUGCCAUGACCGGCGACGGUGUCAACGAUGCCCCUGCUCUGAAGAAGGCUGAUAUUGGUGUUGCCAUGGGCUCCGGCACCGACGUCUCCAAGCUGGCCGCCGACAUGGUUCUCGCUGACAGCAACUUUGCCACCAUCGAGGUCGCCAUUGAGGAGGGUCGCUCCAUUUACAACAAUACUCAACAGUUCAUCCGCUACCUCAUCUCGUCCAACAUUGGUGAAGUCGUCUCUAUUUUCCUGACUGCGGCGCUUGGCAUGCCCGAGGCCCUGAUUCCUGUUCAGCUUCUCUGGGUCAACCUGGUCACCGAUGGUCUUCCCGCGACGGCUCUCUCAUUCAACCCUCCCGACCACGACAUCAUGAAGCGGCAGCCUCGCAAGAGAGAUGAGAAGCUGAUCGGCGGCUGGCUGUUCUUCCGCUACCUGAUUAUCGGCACCUACGUUGGUCUCGCAACGGUUGCCGGCUACGCCUGGUGGUUCAUGUACUACCCUGCCGGACCCCAGAUUAGCUUCUCGCAGCUUUCCCGCUUCCACCACUGUUCGACCGAGUUCCCCGAGAUUGGCUGCCAGAUGUUCUCCAACGACAUGGCCAAGGCGGGAUCCACCGUCUCCCUCUCCAUCCUGGUCACGAUCGAAAUGUUCAACGCCAUGAAUGCCCUUUCCUCGAGCGAGUCCCUGUUGACCCUGCCUCUGUGGAAGAACAUGAUGCUCGUCUACGCCAUUGCACUGUCGAUGGCUCUGCACUUUGCUCUGCUCUACACGCCCGUCCUGCAGACUCUGUUUGCUAUCCUGCCCCUGAACUGGGUCGAGUGGAAGGCGGUGAUUGUUAUUAGCGCUCCCGUCAUUCUUCUCGAUGAGAUUCUCAAGUUUUUUGAGCGCCAGUUUUUCAUGCAGAAGAUUACUCCUGUGGCCAAAAGAGUCAUCAAGAAGGACCUGUAA